AUGGAAGAUCGUAAAACAACUAAUUGGACUGAAUGUCUCUUACCUGUGGUUUUUUCAAUUAACACUAGUCUAGCUCGUGGAGUCAAUACAAGCCCGUAUGAAACUGUUUUUGCUAUAUCUAAUCCAAUUGGUUCCGCUGACAUAGCCGAUGUAAUUGCUCCAACUGAUGCGCCUGAUUUACCACACUCAGGAACAACCGACUCGAUUCCACAAUUAGCUGCAAUACCGGACUCUACUGAAAUCGAAUGUAACAAUACAAAGUAUCCAGCUGAAACAAUGGACACUGAAACGAAUCAUGCAGCUGAAGAAGUAAAUGAAAAUUAUGAUAUAACAUUAACUAACUCACCUCAUGUGCGCAUUCGCAAGCGAGCAACAGCAUCUUAUCUAUCAACUGCUAAUAAACGAAUGAAAGCACAUAAUGAAUAUCUGCAAGAUCUAUCUUCGAACUGUUCCAUCAGUGAUUAUGUUGGAAUAAGAAUCGAAAAAGUCGAUAGGACGAAUACUGACCCGAAAAUAUUACCAUCUGUUAUAUACAGGAAAAAAAUGGUAGAGCAAAAGUGGCUUGAGAAUAUGGGAUCAUAA
Adineta ricciae is the source of this 582-nucleotide messenger RNA. The record is from the annotation of a GenBank genome assembly. Lineage: Eukaryota; Metazoa; Rotifera; Eurotatoria; Adinetida; Adinetidae.